Molecule: messenger RNA, 969 nt
Organism: Cygnus atratus (black swan)
Lineage: Eukaryota; Metazoa; Chordata; Aves; Anseriformes; Anatidae
Gene: LRRC26
Product: leucine rich repeat containing 26
Cellular component (GO): voltage-gated potassium channel complex
Molecular function (GO): transmembrane transporter binding; potassium channel activator activity; voltage-gated potassium channel activity
Source: RefSeq, a predicted model, not a curated record
AUGGGGAGAGAGCUACCGGGAGCCGUGCGCGUCCACCCGCUCACCGCACCCAAGGGUGCCGGGCAAGGACGAGCGGCUGGGCAAGGCGAGGGGCUCUGGGCACCCUGCCCUGGGGGAGCCCUGAUGCUGGGGGCCGGGGAACCCUCUCUGCGUGAGUGGGCAGCCAUGGGCGUGUGGAGGGGCCCCAGCACCGUGCUGGCCCUCCUGCUCCUCCUGUGCCCGCUGCCCGCACCUGCGUGCCCCACCGCCUGCCGCUGCUGGGCAGGGGACGUGGACUGCCGCCAGCGCGCCCUGCAUGAGGUGCCGCCGCGCCUGCCCACUAACGCCAGCACCCUCUGGCUCGGCUACAACUUCAUCGCCGUGCUCAGGGCACGCGCCUUCCCCUCCCUGCCAGCGCUGCUGCGGCUCAGCCUGCCCCAUAACCACCUGGGGAUGAUCCACAGGCAGGCGCUGGUGGGGCUCGGGGCGCUGCAGGAGCUGGAUCUCAGCAACAACUACCUGGCCAUGCUGAGCCCCGAGAGCUUCCUGCCCCUCGGCAGCCUGGCCACGCUCAACCUGGGCAACAACAGGCUGGAGGAGCUGGGGGCCGGGGUGCUGAGUGCCUUGCCCCAGCUCCAAGAGCUCUUCCUGCAUGGGAACCCCUGGGUGUGCUCCUGCAGCAUCCUGCCCCUCUGGCGCUGGCUUGGUCACAACAGGGACAAAGUGCCAGAGGAGAGUUCGCUCCAGUGCGUGUUCCCGGAGCAGCUGGACACGUAUCCGAUCAUGGCCUUCAGGAACGAGUCCUUCUGGCCGUGCCAGAAGACCCCACUGUCUGCCCAGCACUACGCCACCUUCCUGCUCCUCGGGCUGUCCUCCUUCCUGGCCAGCAUCAUCUUCUGCACCCUGAUGGGCUGCGUCGUGGUCAUUUACCAGCACCUGCGCAAGGAACCCCGCUUCUGUAGGAGACCCCUCCUCUGCAGGGGGCACUGA